Xenopus tropicalis (tropical clawed frog) is the source of this 2163-nucleotide messenger RNA. RefSeq names its product eukaryotic translation initiation factor 2D (gene eif2d). The record is from RefSeq and is a predicted model, not a curated record. The transcript has 15 exons. Gene Ontology annotation, cellular component: cytoplasm. Lineage: Eukaryota; Metazoa; Chordata; Amphibia; Anura; Pipidae. Gene Ontology annotation, biological process: formation of translation preinitiation complex; translational initiation. Bases 161 to 1924 code for a protein of 587 amino acids. Gene Ontology annotation, molecular function: translation initiation factor activity; RNA binding.
UUUGUGCAGCAGCAGUUCUCUGUUUUCAGCGGAACACAUAGAGCGAUGGACAGAAUAUGGCGGCCUCCUGUGACUAAUUCAUGCUGCUUAUCACAGGUUUUUGUUUUCUGUUUUGCAGAAUAUCCCUUUAUUUUAUUGCGAUAAGGGUUUAUCCACAGCCAUGUUUGCUAAGAAUUUUAGGGUUAAGUCAAAUACAGCUAUAAAGGGAUCGGACAGGAGGAAGCUGCGAGCAGAUAUCAGUUCUGCAUUUCCUUUUCUUACCACAGAAAACUUGUCUGAGUUGAUGCCAUCUAAAGAGGAACUGAGUAUUGUAAAAGUCUUUGCUCACAAAGGAGAUGCAGUGACAUUAUACGUCCACAAUCGAAACCCAGUUAUGUUUGAACUGGAGAAAAACCUUUAUCCAACAGUAUAUGCUUUGUGGAAGUAUCCAGAUCUUCUCCCAGCAUUCACCACAUGGCCACCUGUCCUGGAGAAAAUGGCAGGUGGAGCAGAUCUGAUGCUGCCUGGUGUUGUUGUCCCCUCAUUUGGUCUUCCUGAGAUACAACAAGGCAGCCUAUGUGCAAUCACCUUGGUGGGAAACAGGGCACCUGUAGCGGUUGGUGUGGCCACUAUGUCAUCGAAAGAGAUGCUGGCAUCAGGAAUGAAAGGGAAAGGUUUCAAUAUUUUGCACACAUUUGGAGAUCAGUUAUGGGCAUAUGGAGACAAGUCUUGUUUGCCAAAUAUCCCCAUACCGGAGGUCAGUCUAACAGUAGUGGAAGAAGGAGAUGGGCAAGCUGUGUCCCAGGAGGUCUCCUCCGAAGCCCAGGAUCCACAAGCACAGCUGGAGAAUCUCAAUCUCAUGGAGGAAGAAACCACACACAAAGAAGAGGAUUCUGAAAAACAUUGUGAGGGUGUAGAUGAACAGAUUAAAGAGACAGAAAAUUUAGUUCCUUUACAGAAGUCGUCUCAAGCUAUGGACAGUUUGCUGCACCAGUGCUUCUUUCAUGCAUUGAAGCAUAAAGUGAAAAAAUCCGAUCUUCCUCUUCUUACAAGCACAUUUCUGCGCAAUUAUCUUUUUGCCUGCUGUCCAGAAGGACAGCAAGUGGAUAUUAAAAAAUCAAGUUACAAAAAGCUAACUAAGUUUUUACAAACUAUGCAACAGCGAAAGGUUUUGCAGGUGAAGGAGCUCAAUAAGGGAGUUGAGAGCAUAGUGGAAAUAGACUGGAAGCAUCCUGAUGUUCGUUCCUUUGUUGCACCAGAGCCUGUACCAGUGGACUUGGUAGUUUCUGGUAGCAUAGAUGGGGGUGGAGAAUCGCCAUACCAGCCCCCUGAAAUAAUAACCCUCUAUGGUAUUUCCAGUAAAAUGCUGCCUCUUUUCCAAGAGGCAGGGCAUAGAAAAGGAGAUCUGCUCACCCAUAGUGAUGUUAGAAGCAUCAUUAUUACUUAUGUGAAAAACAAUGAGCUUGUUGAUUCAAAUAAUAAGAACUUUGUGAAUAUAAACCCAGUUCUGUGUGAUUGCCUGCUUGAAAAAUCAGAGCAGAAUGACUUUUUCAGUCUGAAAUGGGAUGACCUUCUCUUAAGGUGUCUAGAGAAGAUGCAGCAUUCCCACCAAGUGACCUUCCCUGGACGACCACCUAUUAUACGAAAAGGAAACAUUGAUCCCAUUGAUAUCAGUGUGGUGCAGAGGGCGUCAAACAAAAAGGUGACAAUGAUUAAAAAUCUUGAAUUGUAUGGACUAGAUCCCUCUUCAGUUGGGAGCAUGCUCCAACAGCGUGUUCAAGCCAGUUCCACAUGCACUGCCAUUCCAGGGUCUAAGGACAGAGUGCAGGUGCAGAUACAGGGCAACCAGGUGUCUCAGGUUGGAAAACUACUACUUGAAGAGUUUAAAAUACCCCGCAAAUACAUUUCUGGAUUGGACCUGGCUAAAUCUGGUAAAAAGAAAUGAAGAAGUUGAUCAUUCAGUAUGUGGUGUUAGCGGCCCAACAUGAAACACUCCAACUUUUAAUUGGCCAACUAGACCUAUGACAAGAACUGGUAUUGGGUAAUCCUUUAUGUCAUUCAUUAUGGGUUUAACCUCUCAGCGGAUGAUCAGUGCUGUCAUUUACUCAGAGUCUACAUCUUCAGCUCUGAGAAAAUUCAUCUGUUCAGAAAACAGCAUGUUCAUUAAACUAUGUUCAAAAUAUU